Molecule: messenger RNA, 579 nt
Organism: Nymphaea colorata (pocket water lily)
Lineage: Eukaryota; Viridiplantae; Streptophyta; Magnoliopsida; Nymphaeales; Nymphaeaceae
Exons: 1
Coding region: 1-579 (192 amino acids)
Source: RefSeq, a predicted model, not a curated record
AUGACAUCAAGAGUCGGAGCUUCUGAAUUAGCUAAGACUGAAAAACUGAAUGGGACAAAUUUCCAUGCAUGGAAGCGUAGAAUAAUGUUGGUCUUGACCUUAGAAAGACUCGUUUAUGUAAUCAACGAGCCUUUUCCAAUUUUAGGAGACAAACACACAGAUGAAGAGAAAAAGGCAUAUGAGUCAUUUUCUUCUGAUGAUUUAAUGGCUAAAACAAUUAUGUUAGCCUUCAUGGAAGAUGAUCAAAUCAGAGUCUUUGAGGAUUGUCCAACUGCCAAGGAUAUGUUUGAUACUAUCGCUUCCAAAUACAAUACCAUGACUGCGAUGCACAUACAGCUACUGCAAGAACAAUACAAUUCCUAUAGGAUGAAAGAGUCAGAUAAUGUAAUGGACCAUGUCAAUAAGAUGUUGGUCAUGGCUAAAGAUUUAGCUGUGGUAGGGAAUGUCAUAUCUGACAAUAUGCAGAUCAGCACAAUUCUGAACAGCCUACCUCCUUCUUGGGAUAUGGCAGUUACUGCUUUGAGUGUUCAAUUUGAUACCCUUACGUUAGAAAAGCUUCCUAUACAGUUAGCUCUAUAG